Messenger RNA from Cyprinodon variegatus (sheepshead minnow), 1114 nucleotides. Its product is annotated as neuromodulin-like. The record is from RefSeq and is a predicted model, not a curated record. The transcript has a single exon. NCBI's taxonomy places the organism in Eukaryota, Metazoa, Chordata, Actinopteri, Cyprinodontiformes, Cyprinodontidae. The coding region runs from base 281 to 856 and encodes 191 amino acids.
UUCGGUGAGUUUCUCCUGCUUUCCUUCAGCACCUCUGAUCAUCUUAUCCCUCCUGCUUCUUCUUCGCUCCUCCUAAACCUUUUCUCUGCCUCCUGAGACGCUGCAGAUGAUCCGAUGUUUCAGAUAAAAUCUAUUAAAUUAUGUUUUCAACACGAGAUAAACUCAGCAGAUCCUUUUAUUCAGUCUCUCUCCGUCUCCUUCUCUCCCUCAGACCUCCAUCAGUACCUUGCAGGAAGUGCUGGUUUCCCCCUGGAGAUGCUCUCUGUCCAACAUCAGGUUGAUGGCGCCCCCUGCAGGCAGCAGCCGUACCUCCAGUCGCUUGUUGCUGGAAGGAACGGAUGAGGAGUCCAGCGAUGCGACCUCUGGUAUGAGCUCUUUGGGGGCCUGUUACGCGCAGCGGGCCGGCGCCAACCCUCUCUCCUCCUCAUCCUCAUCUUCAUCCUCAUCUUUAACUUCUAAAGCGAAAUCUCGGUCGGGCUCCUGCUCCAAUCAGACGCCGGAAACCUCGGCGCCGCAGCCUGUGGAUCAGACUGUUUCAGGAGCUCCGGCUGUAGCUGAACAGAACCCUGUGAGCUCCGACUGUUUGAUAGGAGGAGCAGAGGAGGAGCAGGAGGAGGAGGAGCAGCAGGAGGAGGAGGUGGUGAUGAAUGUUGGACAGGAUGUCAACCUCCUCAGUUUAACAUUCGGUCAGCCGGAGGAGGAGGAGGAGGAGGAGGAGGAGGAGCAGCACCAUUUAGAGGAGCUCAGCGCUCUGGAGCAGCCGGUUCUGCCGCCGCCUCCUCCUGCCUCCGCGGCGUCCUCCUGGACGGACGAAGAACAAUCAAACUUUGACGGCGACUACAUGUGCAGAGCCUGAUGGGUUCUGGCGAUGUUUAAACCGGGCCCAAAUCCGCUCAGUCAGACCCGGUUCUGGAACAUCAUUCCCACAGACAGUUCAACAUCCCGUCACCCGGCAACGCUCCACAUCACGCCAACAAGAUGGCAUCGGUUCCAGAACCAGAACCAGAACCAGUGUUUUACAUCAUUUCAUCUGAUGGUGCUGAAACAAACGGAUCUCCUCCAUGAAGUUCCUGCCUAGAUCACUGGGUCUGAACCACUGAUCUUUAUUUAUCCA